AUGAACAGAAACCCAGAAAGUUCGCGGAAAUACUGGGAUGAAGAUUAUGUCAAGUCUCUCGAAAACCAAGUGAAGGCUCUAUUAGCUUUACAGAGCACAAGAGGUCCAACCGAACAUCUUGACGCGCUCGUCAUAUCUGACCUAGAACCUGGUGAGCCCUCACCCCGCAUAGGCUUCGGUUGGGAUGAAGAGCACAGAGAGAUUCAAACACAAGGCGUCUUGGAAUCCACCCAAUCUCGCAAAGCAAUGGAGGAGCUCAGUGUGAUGAUGUGGAGAACCAAUCUUGCAGAUGGAGUAAGCAUUGGUCCCGAGUCAGUUAGCAGCCAAUCGGAAAUUGCAAGCAGCCCCAACACGCGUUAUAGCAUACCCAAUCACAUAUCGGACUAUGCCAAAGAUCGAAACCGCAUACACAGUCUUGCUGCCCUGUUCUUGAAGCAUAUAAACGGAGAGCAUCAAUUCACCCGAUACAAGACAACCACUCCGUUCUCAGAUUUCCCAGAAAAUCCACUCGACAUCGUUUUCCUUCAUGGAGCUAUAUUAGCAGCUGGUGCUACAUUUGAAAACCAGCCAGACUCCCUGAAGCUUAGCGAUGACUUUGCAGAAUUCAGUGAGAAUUUGGUUUUCACAUGUUUUCGACAUGCACCGACAAUAAAUAUUAUCCAAGGACUCUGCAUUCUAUCUUGGCGGUCUCUGGCCCUGGGACAUGAUCAUCUCGGGUGGACAUUUCUAUCGAUGGCUGCUGGAAUGGCAGUACAUUUGCGUCUUCAUGUCUUGGCUCUUGAUGAGAUUGCAACAAAGUCUAUCAAGCCAUCAAUUGAAACAGUGCAGACUUUUUGGUCAUUUUACAUGACAGACCGUACAUCUCUGUCAAUUCUUGGACGAAACUGUGGACUGCCAUGGCGGCGUGUCAAUGUGCCGCCCAUCGAAUCUUUCUUCUCUGGGAAGAAGGAAGACUUGACUCAAAUUUCAUUCGCCUGGCAGUGCAAACUAUGGUAUAUGCAUGACCAGAAUAUGGAUCAAAUAUUUUCAUCGUCCUUUGAGAAACUUGCCCCUGCAGAUCAAAUACAUCUCCUCAUCUCUACUCACAAAGACUUGAACAAAUUUUUCAAGUCCCGUGAUCAACGACUGACAAUCACCCGUGUAGCUGCCUCGAAGCCUGUUCUUCUUUUCCACAUGGCAUACCAAAUGGCUGUUUUAGUCACUAUGCCCCCAUUCCUCCGCCUUUUAGCAACAUCCAAAGUCGAGAAUCCAAAGAUUUUGCAAGCAAUGCCGUUGGUAUUGCGGUCGAUUGCCUCUGCAGCAGCAUCAAUGGUCCGCCUUGUGCAAAAAUACACGAAGAAGUACGGAUUUCGACACGCCAACCCGUUGGUGAUACAUCAUCUUCUAAGCGCAGCGAUUGUGCAUCUCAUGAAUGCAACAACUACAUCGCACGCAUUUCGAAGAUACAGUACUCGUUCAGUACGAACGUGUCUCACUCUGCUUCGGGAACUCGGUCGCUACUGGGUCUUACGCUCGCGAAAAAGCGUGGACGUUAUUAAGGCUUUAGCACGAAGAUGGAAUGUCGAGUUCGUGUUCCGAGAGAACACAUCGGAUAAAACCGAUGAAAACGUAGACACGGAGCCAAAUUCGGAAAAUGCUGAUCCUUUCGCCCCAAUUCCCGAUCCGACGCCAGAGUCCAAAAUGAAUACAGACAACGCUGCAGCCAAUAUACCGCCCGAAUUCUUCAGCGAGACUUCGGAUCUUCAUAUUGGCAUGGCAGACGAAUGGCAACCGUUUCACUGGAACACAGAGCUGCAGUUUGAUUUUCCAAGUAUUCCUUUCUCUGAAAUUGAGUAUGAACCUUUCGAUAUAUCCCAUGUGUUCCGAUUUGGUAGCUGUGAUGACCGGUCUCGGGGAUCUACGGGCUGA
Messenger RNA from Penicillium longicatenatum, 1908 nucleotides. RefSeq names its product fungal specific transcription factor domain-containing protein. The coding region runs from base 1 to 1908 and encodes 635 amino acids. Gene Ontology annotation, molecular function: DNA binding; zinc ion binding. Gene Ontology annotation, biological process: DNA-templated transcription. Lineage: Eukaryota; Fungi; Ascomycota; Eurotiomycetes; Eurotiales; Aspergillaceae. The record is from RefSeq and is a predicted model, not a curated record. The transcript is spliced from 3 exons.